CCUCCUACUCCUUUAUCCCCUCCCUCUGUGCCUUAGUUCUGCAGUAGGGCAAGCUGAAGCACAUCCCUGCAUUGCAAGGCUUUCUGUUAAGGAUGGAUUGUGGCUUUUGUUUGGAUUUCAGCAUGCAGAAUUACAGCUGUUCAGAGGAGACUCAUUACAACUCCUGCUGAAGCUUCUAAUCUUCCUCCCUCUGCCCCUCCCCCACCCUCACUUGGCCUGAAGACACUAUCCCCACUUUGCCUUACUCCCUUUGGUGCUAUGUGCAUGGUGAACCUGGCAGUAUGGCCGCGUCUGGGACUGUCCAGACAACUGCUUUUGGUUCUCCCUAUUCCAGGAAGAAUUUAAAGGGAAAUUACACAGCAGGCAAUGUACGACAGCAGCAGCACCAGGAACCUGGUGACUAGGGCUUCCUGGCGUUGUCACACACAUACAGAGCUGACUGCGGUGACAGUGGCUGCUCCUGGGAACUGUGACAGCAGCCAGGUGGCAGCAUGAACUGAGAGCCAGUUCCUGAGCACGAGAUGAACUCCACCUUGGAUGGUAAUCAGAGCAGCCAUACUUUCUGUCUCCUGGCACUGGGCUACUUGGAAACUGUCAGGUUCUGUCUUUUGGAAGUGCUGAUUAUUGUCUUUCUAACUGUAUUGAUUAUUUCUGGCAACAUCAUUGUGAUUUUUGUGUUUCACUGUGCACCUCUGUUGAACCAUCAUACUACAAGUUAUUUUAUCCAGACAAUGGCAUAUGCUGACCUCUUGGUUGGGGUAAGCUGUCUGGUCCCUUCCUUAUCGCUCCUUCACUACCCCCUUCCGAUGGAGGAGGCCAUGACUUGCCGAGUAUUUGGUUUUGUAGUGUCAGUUCUGAAGAGCGUCUCUAUGACUUCUCUGGCCUGUAUCAGCAUUGAUAGAUAUAUUGCCAUCACUAAGCCUUUAACCUAUAAUACCCUGGUUACUCCCUGGAGACUACGCCUUUGUAUUUUUCUGAUUUGGCUAUAUUCAACCCUGGUUUUCCUGCCCUCCUUCUUCCACUGGGGCAAACCUGGAUAUCAUGGAGAUGUAUUCCAGUGGUGUGCAGAGUCCUGGCACACCAACCCCUACUUCACAUUGUUCAUCGUGAUGAUGCUGUAUGCCCCAGCUGCCCUCAUUGUCUGCUUCACGUAUUUCAACAUCUUCCGCAUCUGCCAGCAGCAUACAAAAGAAAUCAGCGAAAGGCAAGCCCGAUUCAGCAGCCAGAAUGGGGAGACUGGGGAAGCUCAGAGCUGUCCAGAUAAGCGCUAUGCCAUGGUCCUAUUCAGAAUCACAAGUGUGUUUUAUGUCCUCUGGUUGCCGUACAUCAUCUACUUCUUGCUGGAGAGCUCCACAGGCUGCAGCAGCCGCCUUGCAUCCUUCCUGACUACCUGGCUUGCUAUUAGUAACAGUUUCUGCAACUGUAUCAUUUACAGUCUCUCCAACAGCGUUUUUCAACGAGGACUAAAGGGCCUCUCUGGGUCUAUGUGUACUUCUUGUGCAAGUCACACCACAGCCAAGGACCCUUACACAGUUAGAAGCAAAGGAGCCCCUAAUGGAUGUCAUAUCUGAGGGGCUUCAUAGAUUCAGUCGCUCUGUUUGCAAGGAGAAAGGGUGGCUUUGCUUCUGCUUUUCCCUUCCGUCUUUGUGCUCCCAGGUCACUAGAGGUCUAGGACAGAAUAAUUUGAUUCUGAGCAGCUGCAGACUAUCCAGAUACCUUCUAAGUUUGCAGAAGUUGUUUUCUAAACGAGAUUUAAAAUUAGAAGAAUCAGAAUCAUGAAAAAAAAAAAUCACUGGAUCCAGUUUUUGAAAUGUCAUGGAAGUGACUACAGUUCUCAGAUUCAAAAGGAAUAAAGCUACAGCUGACACCUCUCCCAGCUGCUGUGGCUGAACCUGGGUGUGAAAAGUGUCAGCACUUAAAAAAAAAUCACCAUUUUCUUGUCCCUUUCUGGAUAUCUUUUAACAGGGAAUAUUAAAAUAUACUGAUGAACUAACGAGGAUUUUCUUUAUCUGUGCCAAAAUAUAACUGUUUUAGCAAGUUUUAGCUCAUUUAGAUAGUAAGAUGUUUUGUUUUCUCAUUUCUUGAGAGGAAUCUCCAUAGGAUAAAUAAUGUGAACACUGAACAUUACUUUUGAGAGUGUUGAAAUGAACCAUGAAACAACUGUGCAAUGAAGUCAAACAGUUGUGAAAACGGCUGCUUUUACUUCGUGCUUCUGUGCAUUGUGAACAUGUGCAGAGAACUGACAUUACCGUGCUUUUCCUAUGCCCCUGUGUUUGUGAACACUGAGAAUAUUUACACUGAAUUAGAUUUUUUAUAACAAUGUGUUUAAUCUAAAUAAAUAAUAGAUAGCUGUCCAUUUGUAAAGUGAAAAAAUAUAUAUAUAAACAUAACUUUUAGUGUUUUCUCUUCUUACCCAAAAUCUUCAAUAAGAACUGAGUCCUAGAAGUGUCCGCUGACACACUCAGUCUAGGGCCUUCUAGACAGCAUCAGCCAGCAUCACAGUCACCAGUUCAUUGCGGAAAACAUUCUUUGGGGUCCUAUUAAGGAUUCACCUUUGAAGGGAAGGAAGGAUUUAGUUGAGCCCAGUCUCCUUCUUGCUAUCUUCUUUUUGGAAAAAAAAAAAAAAUCCUUUGUCAUAUAGUUCUCAUUUCAUCCUCCUGUUUUACUUUUGUUUUUCUAAAGCACUAGCAAAUGUAUAGAAUUGUAUUGCUUCUAAUUAGAAUAUUGUGUGAUAUAUAGCAUUAACCUUUGUUUUAAAAGUGACUGUCUUGAAAGCAAGAGAGUUGUUUGUCUAAAAGAAAAGAGGGCUGUUGGCAUCUCACAUCAGAAUCUCCUCUACUUUGUGCCAGUUUUCAUCUUUUUUUUUUUUAACUUUGUGCUACUUUUCAUUAAGUGUCAGGGAAAUUAAUUGGUCUUUGCCUUUGGCUAGAGAUUGUAGUAUGGAGGCAACAGUGAUAUUCAGUGAAAUGGACAAUGGAGGAAGCCAAGGGGAUGCUGGCAAAAAUGGAUUUCCAAAUCCAAGAAGGACACAGAUGUUUAUAAAACAGGCAGAUAUGUUUUCCAUCCUGAUGUUAGAAGACUGUUCCCCUUUGAAAAAGAAGAUAUCAUAUCUCUUUCCUUACACACACACACACACACACACACACACACACACCAUUCUGGUAUUGCAUUCUUAGAAACAAGGCAAGUAAAUUUUACUUUUAUAUCCAUAGCUGAACUUAUUUGUUCUAUUUUGCUUUUAAAGCCAAUGUCUCACUCUGUAGCCCUGGCUGUCCUAGAACUCAAUAUCAAGACUGGACUGGCCUUGAACUCAGAGAUCCACCUGUGUCUGCUGGGAUUAAAGAUCCACUAUGCCCAGCUCCUAGCCAAUUCUGAUUUUAUGUUUUAGACAUUUAUUUCAUUUUAACCUCAAAUGUCCCCUGCUUUAAACUUUUUAAGUGACUGAGAAUCAUAUACUUCAGAUUCCAAGUUCAAGAGGCAGGCCAAUCUCUGAGUUCAAGGUCAGCUGCUCUACACAGUGAAUUCCAGAGCACCCAGAGCUGUAUAGUGAGAUCCUGUCUCAAAAAACAAAACCAGAUUCUGAAUUCUCCCCCAAGUCUUGUUUGUUCUUUAUAUGUAGUAUUAACAAGUUUGACUCUGCUGUUUUGGAAUUUAGAACUCAUGCUGAAAAUGCAGGGUUAGAAAUAGCUUUGUUGGGUUUCUGUUUCAAGAAGAAAAUGCUUUCUCCUGGAUUCUGAAAAAGUUAGUAGUGUACAUUUCUCCUUGCAUUGCACAGCUGAAAGGUUAGCUGUGGCUGUUUGGAUGUGUUUCCCUUCGUUGAAUUAUACUCUUGUAGCCCAGGCUGGCCUCCCCUAGUUCCUUCUUCCUCCUCCCAAGUGCUAGAAUUACAGCUGUGCCACCACACCAGCUUCUUUUUCACACAUGCUAGGAAUUUUAAUCUUUUCAUAUCAGCAUUGUGCUUAUGGAUUUUUAGUUCAGCAAACAUGGGAAUCUUAGAGACAGUCUUUAUAAAAAUGCAUUAAGGCAGUAGUAAGAGAACAGACUUUACUCUUAAAAGUUGUUAAGCCUUUUUUUUUUUUUUCUGGGGUUUUUAUAACAGUGGGAAAGAAAAUUGUUCUGGUAAUGCCUAACCAAGCUGAUAUGUUAAUAAAUUCAAACAUAGCUUUUAAAAUAAGAUCUUUGUUAAGCAAUAGCUUGGUUUUGCUAGUACUAAGUUUUGGUUUUAUUUAAGGCAAUUUUUCAAAGUAAAAUCUAUAUUGCUAUUUGAGGCACAGACUGAACACACUGAGUAGUUGCAGUAAUUGUAAAGGAAAAUGGGUAGACCCUUUACCUUUAUUACCCUUGGUAAUAGCAGAUAUCUUCACAGUUCAUCUUGUCUUCAUUGUGUUGCAUAAACUUUUAAGGCUUACGAUAUCAAUUCUGUUGCUCUUUGAUUUAUUGCAUGCACUGCCCUUUCAUUUUUAAUGUGCUGGGUAAGAAGAGAUGAGGGGCAUAGUUACAGACUUCAGGGGCGGGAGAAUUCUCUGCAUGAUAGACUUGAGAAGUUGGUGUUUAAUCUUUUUAUUCUGGCACAUUUAAUGCAACAUUUGAUGACAUUUUGUUUAAAUACCAAUCUGACUAGUUCAGAGUGAGGAAAAAAAAAUAUGUAUUUUUAGACUCAGAUACCUCAGAUGGCUCAUUUUAACUCUGGUGUGUCCCUAGUAUCAGAAUGCACAUAAGCUUUUAGAGGUGGUAUGAAGUUACUUCGUGUAAAGUUUAAAGUAAGGUAAACUAGUGGCUUAACUUGUAAGUGAACUGUGCUUUUAUGCAGUGAUUUCUGUGAUAUGUUUGUGCGUCUUAGACGUGAGGAAGUCAUCCAUCGCAUGUGAGCCAGUGCCUGCCUCACAGAGACUGAACAGGCCAAGAGGGUACUAGGACUGUUCACAGGCCUGCUGCUUCUUACUUAAAAGCCUAUUUUGGACAGAUUUUCUUGUAGCAUUAUUGCUGGAUGAGUUCUUUUUGAGCCUUUUAUAAAGUGGCUUUUUCUUUGUACUUAAAUAGUUUAUUUAAUAUUUUUAGAUUUGGAGAAGCUUGAACUUCCAUGCUGUGAAUGAACUGUCCAUCUCCUUGAGUGUGAAAUGGCAGACUUACGUGCUCAGAUGGUGAAAUGAUUUGAGGAGGAUUUCCUCGGCUUUUCAAAGGUUCAUUUGAAAAAUGUACACAGUUACUUUGUAGGAAAUGUCUUAAUUUCAUUGACCAUGUGCUUCUGUAUUUAAAAGAUUUGUGAAGUAAGUUAUUGGCAAACUAGAGUUUUGUUAUGAUCAGUUUGAGAGACAUGUAAAGAUGGGAGAAUUGUAGCAUUGUGAGAUUUUUAAGCCCAUAAGUCAUGGUAUAUUGUGGUUUUGCAUAAUUUUCCUAUUUCAGGUUGAAGAAAAACCAAAUGUAAAUAUAUUAAACUGCACAUAUUGUUAAUACAUAUUGUUGUUAUUAUAGAUUCUAGAAAUGAAGUAGCUAUAUUAUAAGAUUAGAAAUGAGUCGCUGGCAUUUCUUUAAAAUUUGGGUGAUAAAAGAACAUCUAACAUAAUAACAGUGAACUUAACUGAGAAUGUGAAAUCCUGAUUAGCUAGUUAGUAAAGUAGGGAGAGAAAAGAUACUAGAGGUCCUUUCAUGUUUUGUGGGGUUCAGUAGGACUGAAUCAGAUAACAGAUGUAGACAUAUCUUGAAAACCAUGAAGUGUUUAAUGAAUAAAAAUGAUCACUCUUGUUUUGUAUCUGUCAUUGCUUCACAUGUAAGCUAUGUGUUACGGUGUGCUUCCAUACAUUUCAAUCAU
Meriones unguiculatus (Mongolian gerbil) is the source of this 5809-nucleotide messenger RNA. RefSeq names its product G protein-coupled receptor 21 (gene Gpr21). Gene Ontology annotation, cellular component: membrane. Gene Ontology annotation, biological process: G protein-coupled receptor signaling pathway. NCBI's taxonomy places the organism in Eukaryota, Metazoa, Chordata, Mammalia, Rodentia, Muridae. The coding region runs from base 522 to 1571 and encodes 349 amino acids. The transcript has 2 exons. The record is from RefSeq and is a predicted model, not a curated record. Gene Ontology annotation, molecular function: G protein-coupled receptor activity.